This is a messenger RNA of Colius striatus (speckled mousebird), 1792 nucleotides long. RefSeq names its product phosphotriesterase related (gene PTER). Lineage: Eukaryota; Metazoa; Chordata; Aves; Coliiformes; Coliidae. Gene Ontology annotation, molecular function: hydrolase activity, acting on ester bonds; zinc ion binding. The transcript is spliced from 5 exons. The record is from RefSeq and is a predicted model, not a curated record. The coding region runs from base 144 to 1193 and encodes 349 amino acids. Gene Ontology annotation, biological process: catabolic process.
GAGCGGGGCGGCAGCGGGAGGCUGCGGCCGCUGGGACCUGUGGCGGUCGGCGGGGCUGACGUGCAGCCGGCAGAGGCUCCUGCCCUCGGGAGUCUUUCAGAAUCUGAUCUUCCUCCCCCCCCAACCUUGUUUUUUGAUGAAAAAUGUCUUCUUUGAGAGGGAAAGCACAGACUGUCUUGGGCCUCGUGGAGCCAGACUGCCUCGGCUACACAUUGACUCAUGAACACUUGACUAUGGACUACAGCAGCAGUUUUUGUCCACCUCCUCCAGGCCAAGAGCCUCUGUCUGAUGGGCCCAUCCAGAUGAAGAACUUGUUUUGGAUUAAGCAAAAUCCCUACAGCCACAAAGAAAACCUUCUUUUGUAUCAGGAAACAGAUGCUGUGAAGGAGGAGCUGCUGCAGUUUAAAGCAGCAGGUGGUGGGACAAUUGUGGAAAACACAACCACGGGAAUUAGUCGGGAUGUGAAUACCUUGAAGAAACUUGCUGAAGAAACUGGAGUCCAUAUUAUUGCUGGGGCUGGCUUUUAUGUAGAUUCCACUCAUUCUUCUCAAACACAGGCCAUGACAGUAGAGCAGCUUACAGGUGUUAUUGUCGAUGAGAUACUCAAUGGAGCAGAUGGGACUAACAUCAAGUGUGGUGUGGUGGGAGAAAUAGGUUGCUCCUGGCCUUUGAGUGAGAGUGAGCACAGAGUGCUUGAGGCAGCAGCUCAGGCUCAGGCACAGCUCGGCUGCCCCGUUAUCAUCCACCCUGGCAGGAACAGCGAAGCACCUUUCCACAUCAUCCGCAUUCUGCAGGAAGCUGGAGCUGAUGCUUCCAAGACUGUCAUGUCUCACCUCGACAGGACUAUAUUUGAUACCCAGAAGCUUCUGGAAUUUGCUAAACUUGGGUGCUAUUUAGAGUAUGACCUGUUUGGUACCGAAUUCCUUCAUUACCACUUCCACCCUGACGUUGACAUGCCGAGUGACAACGAAAGAAUCAGAAGGAUUCAGAUGCUGAUCGAUGAAGGCUACGAAGACAGGAUUGUGAUCUCUCAUGAUGUGCACACUAAGAACAGGUUGAUGAAAUAUGGAGGUCAUGGAUAUUCACAUAUCCUUAAAAAUAUAGUUCCUAAAAUGCUAAUUAGAGGCAUAUCCCAAGAUAAAAUUGAUAAGAUGCUCCUAGCAAAUCCAAAGCGGUGGCUGACUUUUAAGUAAGGAAUAAAUCUUCCUGUUCUCUAGGGAAGCUUGAUAAAUUCAGGUUUGCUUCAGGAGAGCAAUCAUUUCGAAACUUGGUUUCAAACUGGAAGUUAUUAAUUAGACAUUAACAAAGCUUUUCUUUUGAGCUAGAAUGACAAAAUUACAUAUUCUCUCUGCAUUUACCCCCUUCUAACAAUGUGUCCGUGAAUGUGGAUAUGAACCCACCUGCAAAGCCUUCUCCAUUGAACAUUUGAUUUCCUAGAGAGUAAUCUAACACUAUUACUAAAUGUUCCCCCAAAAUACUUUUUGAAGAUGUUUCAUCUCGACUUUGAAAGAACUGACAGACUCCAAUCAAAUUCCCUUCUCUGGGGAGCAAUUUUAAUCCUUGUAGUAUUGACAAUCUUCUAAUUAUCCCUAAACUCUUUAAAUAAUGCUUGAUAAAAGGUCUGGGGCUUGUAAAGAGCUUCCAUAGGCAACAGAAGGAAAAAGGAAUCUCAAAUCAUUCUAAAAAGAUGUUGUUUCUUUCUAGUUUAACAACUACCUUGGUUUUAACUCAAAGUGUAAAAAGUACGUGGAAAAGCACAUUUAUGAAUAAAGCAAUUUGAUGAUCUCUUAAA